This is a messenger RNA of Salvelinus sp. IW2-2015, 5842 nucleotides long. RefSeq names its product chromatin remodeling regulator CECR2-like. Gene Ontology annotation, molecular function: protein binding. Gene Ontology annotation, cellular component: CERF complex. Gene Ontology annotation, biological process: single fertilization; chromatin remodeling. The record is from RefSeq and is a predicted model, not a curated record. NCBI's taxonomy places the organism in Eukaryota, Metazoa, Chordata, Actinopteri, Salmoniformes, Salmonidae.
AAAUUCUGAUUGAAACAGAUUGUAACUUGCUAGCUAGCACUCUCCGGACCGGGUUGUAAUGGCAACUGACUGGAUGGAACAUCAACAGCAACUUUUGUAAUUUAUUUGAAGGAAGUUUCAAUUAAGGAGGUUUUACACAAACCUUGAGGAAAUUAUUUCUAAUGUGAGAAACCAAGUUAUACAAUUUUCGGUCCGAAAAUGUCCCAGGGAUGUACAAUUUCUGUGGAAGAGAUCCAGUCUUGGUGGGAAGUACCCGCCAUAGCCCACUUCUGUUCGCUGUUCAGGACUGCAUUCAACCUACCAGACUUUGAAAUUGAGGAGCUGGAAGAGGCGCUACAGAAGCAGGACACAGACUUUCUGGCUGACCUCCUCGUCUCACUGCUGCAAGGAUGCUACCAGCGCACAGACAUCACUCCCCAGGCGUUCAGCAGUUAUCUGGACGACAUCAUCAACUACCGCUGGGAGCUGGAGGAGGGGAAGCCCAACCCCCUGCGCCAGGGGCCCUUUGAGGAGUUGACCCCGCGCACACAGGUGGAGCUGCUGCACAGGCUGUGUGACUACCGCCUGGACGCCGCAGACGUCUUCGACCUGCUCAAGGGCCUGGAUGCGGACAGCCUGCGCGUGGAGCCGCUGGGGCAAGAUGGGAGCGGUGCCCUCUACUGGUACUUCUAUGGUACCCGCAUGUACAAAGAGGAGCCGGUCAAGAGGAAAGCGGAGCAGCUCGGUGAAGCCCCUGAGAUCAAACCAACAGAGAAGAGGAAAAGGGGAAGACCACCAAAGAAGAAAGUGGAGGAGAUCCAGCUAAGUGAGGUGGAGAGCGAAGUGAAGAAGGAGAAUGGACUGGAAGGUCUACACUCAGGCACAGACCGGGAGCGCGGUGCCUGGUCCUUGGUGUGUGACACGGAGGAGCAGUGGGCCAGUCUGGCCGAGAGCAUCAGAGACAAAACGUCUCCCCAGGACCGCCACCUCUACCGCAUCAUCAGCCAGAACUUCCUCCCUGAGAUCAGCAGCAUGAUCGAGCACAAGGUGAAUGAGCAGAAGCAGAGGCUGCUGGAUCCCACCCCAGUAAGCAGCUCUUACCGGCUCUCUGAGAAACGCAUGAGCCAAGAGGAGGAGGACACGCUGCAGGCCAUAGCCAACAGGGAGCAGCAGAAACAGAGGGAUGAGGACAUGGACAGGCAGGCCCUGCUGAUGGAGCAGAGACGAGAAGAGGAGAUGCUGCUGCAGGAGGAGCGCCAGAGAGAGGAGCUGGAGAGACUCCAAGCUGUGGAGGAGCGAGCGCGGCGGCGGAAACUGCGUGAGGAGAAGGCCUGGUUGAUAUCCCAGGGGAAGGACCUGCCCCCCGAACUGCUGCACCUGGAGCCCCACUCACCCAUCCGACGCUCUCGCAGGACAAAAGAGUUCUAUGAAAUUGAUGAUGAUUAUACGGCGUUGUACAAAGUGUUGGAGGCCCUGAGAGCCCACAAAGAUGCCUGGCCCUUCUUGGAGCCUGUGGAUGAAUCCUAUGCCCCCAACUAUAAUGCGGUCAUUCAGACUCCGAUGGACCUGUCCACCAUCGAGACUAAGCUGAAUGAAGGGGAGUAUAUUGCCAAGGAAGAGUUUGUGUCUGACAUGAAGCUUAUGUUUGAAAACUGCAUCGAGUACAAUGGGGAAGACAGCGAGUACAGCAUCAUGGCAGAAUCCCUGGAGCGUUGUUUCAGCCGGGCGCUACUCAAACACUUCCCGUCGGAGGACGGCGACACGGACGAGGAGUUCCACGUGAGCGGCGAGGACCGUGAGAGAGAUCGCAAGGAGAAAAAGCGAAGCAAAGGCAACAAACAGGCAGGGCCAGAAAGCUUGAUCCGAGCCACCGAGCAGGCCUCACGCAAACGGACACAUCCAGGGGGCAAGGGCAGCACCCCAGUGGAGGAGGAGGGGAAUAAGCCAGCACAGCCACCCCCUCCCCGCCACUGGGCCAAUGGACCCCCACACCCCCAUGGCAUACCUCAUGGACAACCCCAUCCUGGGAACCUUUACUACACAGCACAGCAGCAGCUCCAGCGCCCCACUAAUCCCCACGGCCCACACAUGUACGGCCAGAGGAUGGACCCCGGCUACGCCUACCCUGGACAGGGACACAUGCCCCGGCCUGGGGACCCCAGUGCUCACCACAUGCCUCAACAUUACAACAUGCAGCCACACAUGGGGGAUGGACACCACGUUGGCCAUAGAUACCAAAUGGGGCCUGAUGGCCGGCCUCUUCAGCCACAGCACCACCGGCAGCAGCACCCCUACAUGGGUCCCACCCAUGGUCCCUCACUGGGCCCCCGUCCCGUGGCCCUCCAGUCUGGGGGCCUCUGCACCCCCAUGCCCGACAGCAGCAUGUACUUGUCCCGCCAGCGCACCAACGGCCACCCCCUACACCCCGGAGGGAACUGCUACCCCGGGCCUGACGUCCCACCACGACACAACUACCCAGCCUUCCAUCCAGGCAUGGGCAUGCCUCCUAACAUGUGGUCAGGGAUGAACCACCAAGGCCAGGAGAGGCCCAGCGGACCUGGGAAACAAGUGCAAAAUAUGGCUAACCACCAGCAGCUCUCUUAUAGCCACGGGGGUCCACGUCCCAUGGGCCCCAAACCCUGGCCAGAGCAGCCUGGGGGCCCUGGAGGGUACCCCUCUCAUCCUAAUGGCCAGUACAGGAUUUCCACUGGCAUCACCAGCUCCCCGGGACCCAUGGCCCUGCGGACCCCCAUGCCUCAUCAGGACUCCAGGCAGUGUCUGGCCUCCAUGCUGGAGAGCCCAGAGAUGAUUGCCCUGCAGCAGCUGUCUGCCUCCUCCACCGGACUCCCUGCUGGCUCCUCUCACCAGGACAUGGGCAACUUUCAGCAGCAGCCCCCACAGGGUGUUGGCAGCGCCCCAACUCACUCCUCGCCGUACCGCCCUCCCCCUGAAAUUCAGCUGCUGCGUCCUGCCAGAGACAAUGGCCCGGACAGCCAGACUGCCCAUCACGCAGAUUUGAAGCCCAAAGGGUCCACGUCAGAUCCCAAAACAUCCAACAACCAUGCAGGAGCUCGGGUAACCCCCGUCCCAUCUGAACAGGAACGCACCUCGUUCCCCAGUCCCACAGAGCCUCCCAGUCGCCCCACUCGGGGCAUGCAGAGCCCCUCUGUUCCAAACUGGGGCAGAUCACAGGAGAGGGUUAGCGGGACCCGGGAGCAGGCUGCGUCUGGGCUGGGACUCCCACAGAGCUCAGAGACAAACGACAACCAAGAGGGGGAGAGCAGAGGACAAUCUGUCAGCCAGACUCCCCCUCAUCAGAACAACCCUUCCAUUGUUCAUCCUCCUCACCCCCAGAAUGCAACUCACUCCCAGAAUGCUCCACAGCAUAUUACCCAGAGCCCCCCCCAGCAAAUCCUAGAGAAUGCCACUCGCCUUAAGAACGCCCAUCAACACAAUACCCAGAAUGCACAGCAACAAAACAUCCCUCAACAUAUCACUCGGAAUGCUCCACAGCAAGGAUCCGAAAACCCCCACCAACAAAACUCUCAGAACACACCUCCACAUGUGGCUCAGAAUGUCCCUCAACCAAUUUCCAUGCAUGGAAUGCCACAGAACACCCCCCAGGGGGCCCAGCCUGGCCCUGGUCCACCCCAGCCAGCACCUCUCACCUCCCUGCCCCCCAGCCACCCUGUGUCCCAGUUGCCUCCCCAGCCCAGCCCAGCCGACCAGGGUGACCAGAGGCCAAGCGAGCCCACUAGCAGGAGGGACUCUGGAGGCAGUUCUGGUAACUCCAGCAUGAUGAAGUCUGGACCUCCAAAUGGCAUCUAUAAACAACAGUCGUUCAGUCCCAAGGUACAACAGACACAGCCCGGUAACCAGGGGCCAAGGGGUCACAACCCAGCCAUGGCUCCCCACUCCCAGGGCCAGGACAAUGGAGCCAUGGGUCAAUAUGGCAUGGGCAGCCCAACACAUCUGCACUAUGGUCAACCUAUGGGCAAACCCAUGCCCCCUUCAAAUCAACAGCCUUACCCGAACCAAGCUGUUUCCCAGACCAUGAACCCCCACCAUAACCCUGCCGGCUACCCCACCUACCACCAGCAAGGAGCUUCCUAUCCAUACCACAUGGCCCAGCAGCAGKAUCCCCAGGGCCACCCUAACAUGUAUCCCCAGUACCAGCAGCAACACUUCUACCCCCAGCCCCAGGGCAACAGCCGGGGAGGCUACCCCUCCGAGGAGUGGCACAGGCAGCAGCAGUACCAGCCUCGCCACCCCAUGCCCUCCAACACCUACCUGCUUGCAACUAGUGCCAAUGUCAAUGGGUGCCUGAAGGAGGGCAGCAGCAUGGGCUCCCCCCUGGGCUCUGAGGGCUCCGGGGGCAGCCUGAUGUCCCCCAAUCCCCUGCCCGAGGGCCCCCGUGGAGGAUCUGUGGAGAAGGAGAGUAGGGAAGCCGGCAGCCCUGUGAAGCAACAGCCUGCUCGGGUGGAGGAGAGCUCAGAGCGGCCAGAGAGCCCCAAAGAGAUCCUGGACCUGGACAGCCACAACGCUGCCGCACGCCGCCGGAGUGCCCAGCCCCCACCUCACGUGGGCAACUUCCUGUACGAUUCCCGAGCAGUGCAUACUGGGAUGCAGCAGGGCGGGGCCCAGCCUCCCCACAUGUCUCAUGCUCCAUACCCCAACCAGCCAGGUUACCCCAGUGGACACUACGCCCCCCAGAGACCCCACCCCCACCUCAUGGAAGCCCUGCACCGGCCCCAGCACCUUCCCUUUCCCCCGGGGCAGACCCGCAUGGCGAUGUACAGACAUCCCCAGGCCGGAGGCCACUUCCAGGGCAUGAUGGUCCAGCAGAGAGGCCUGGCGCCCGAACACUUCCUUCACCCAGGGCAGCAGAUGAUGUCUCCGAGUGGUCCCAGCAGUAAACAGGGAGUUUGAGCAACUCUGUGGGCGCAGGGUAAAGGACAAAAGCAACAAACACCUGUACACAAAGCAGUGCCUGCAUAUCAUCCAUCCAUGACGAUUGCCUGUGUCUCCUGUCAUAAGCCUUUAAAAUGUGACUGUGCUGUUGGAACCAUGAUGUUCUCUGCUGUGGAGCGGCUCAAAAUGGAGUCUUGUCCGUUGUCUUUUCUCUGUCUGUGUCACGGAGCACCAGUAACUACUGCUCUCACUGCAUCAGACAGAAGAUAUGCAGUGUGUGCAGACAAGGGAAACAUAUUUAUUUGAGAAUCUCUUUAGGGAAUGAGUUCUUUGCCCCUCGGGGAUGUCUGUCUGCUUCAUGUGGAACCCUCACUGAGACAUGGCCCUGUCUGCCAGUGGACUUCCAGUUCAGACUGUGUGUACAGCUGGUCCCUUCCUGCAAGAACAUCUGGAGAUCCUCCUCUGUCUGCAGCCUCACACUGGUUGGACAAAGCUACUGGUCAUUGGGUUUUGUCUGGAGGAAGGCUCUUCCCCUGACUAUAGCUCUCCUAUGGACCUCCAGCCCCUUCGGUCCUAUCAGAACCUCUACAGAAGAGGAAAAAUGGAUCCGGUGAUGAGAAGAGAGGGCUGGUGUUAUUGUUUCUUUGGGUUUUUUUCCCCAAACGUUUUUAAACUCAGGUGUAGAAAAGGAGGAACUUUAAGACUGUAGAGAAGCCGUCAUCAGAACCCUGUCGACAGACAGGCCUUGCCGUUUCCUUUUUGUUGAAUGUAUGUGUGAAUGAUAGAUAUAGACCUGCAGAGAGCCUUCUCUGCUAUGCACUAGGGAUAGUCUACACAUACUGGAGUGGCCUUGGAAUUUUUACGUUGGUGCUUGUUUUAUAUAUAGUUGAAGUCGGAGGUUUACAUACACCUUAGCCAAAUACAUUUAAACUCAGUUUUUCACAAUUCCUGA